Molecule: messenger RNA, 246 nt
Organism: Cavenderia fasciculata
Lineage: Eukaryota; Evosea; Eumycetozoa; Acytosteliales; Cavenderiaceae
Exons: 5
Coding region: 1-246 (81 amino acids)
Source: RefSeq, a predicted model, not a curated record
AUGUUAUACAGUAAGCAAUUAUAUUGUAUAAGUUACUUUGGUACUUCAAAUACUAUAUUUUUCGAGGUUAUAGAUAUCAGUGGUUACCAACGACUCCAAAGUGGUUUAGAGAAAAUAGAUAGAUGGUUAAAUGAUUGUGUAGAUGUCAACGAUGUCGAAGAUGACGAUAACAUAUACGAAGAGGAUGAUGAUGAUGACGAUUGGUUAUGGUUGUUAUCUAAUUUAAGUGGUGUAUUAAUUGUUUAA